Messenger RNA from Nerophis lumbriciformis (worm pipefish), 951 nucleotides. The record is from RefSeq and is a predicted model, not a curated record. Lineage: Eukaryota; Metazoa; Chordata; Actinopteri; Syngnathiformes; Syngnathidae.
AUGGUGACUUUGUCAUCAGUAAUUCGACCUCUGGCUUCUCAGCUUCACCGACAGCUCUUAAAACACGCCGGGAGGAGUCACCGCUUCACCUCCGUCCGCGGAUGCAAUCUGACGGCGUGCUCCAGCAGAUAUGUGCUGUCGCAAAUGCACCCCAUGUGGCAGGGACCCCUUGCAGUUCCAGGAGGUGACCGUCAGUCUCCGAUUGAUAUUGUUGUCCGAAAGAGCGUCUUUGAUUGCCAGUUGAAACCUUUGGUCGCUGACUAUGACCCAACAACAUGCCAGCAAAUCUGGAAUAAUGGUUACUCCUUCCUGGUUGAAUAUGAUGACACGACAGACAAGUCAACUUUAAAAGGGGGCCCUUUGCAAGACAAAUUUAGGCUGUGCCAGUUCCACUUCCAUUGGGGUGAGAGCAAUGCCUGGGGGUCAGAACACACCGUGGACAGGAGGUUAUUUCCUGCAGAGCUUCACUUGGUUCACUGGAAUUCAGAUAAGUACAGUCUGUUUGAGGAGGCAGUGAUGGAGGACAAUGGCCUGGCUGUUAUUGGUGUCUUUCUCAAGGUGGGGAAUAGACAUGAUGGCCUUCAGAAACUGGUAGAUGCUCUCCCUGCUAUCAGACACAAGGGAAGUGUGGUAGAGUUCACUAAAUUUGAUCCUGGCUGCUUGUUGCCUCACAACACUGAGGAUUACUGGACGUACCACGGGUCUCUUACAACUCCUCCUCUGACUGAGUCUGUGACCUGGAUCGUCAUGAAGCAGCCCAUAGAAGUUAGCCAUGACCAGCUGGCUGUCUUCCGGAGCCUUCUUUUUACCUCAGCCGAGGAGCAGGUCCAAAAGAGCAUGGUGAACAACUUUCGUGUGCAGCAGCCUCUGCGGGGUCGCACCGUCCGCUCCUCCUUCAGUCCCUUCCUAAAGGAGUCGCCGUCUGACCAGGACGACCAGCACACCCAUUAA